Messenger RNA from Camelina sativa (false flax), 567 nucleotides. The record is from RefSeq and is a predicted model, not a curated record. Lineage: Eukaryota; Viridiplantae; Streptophyta; Magnoliopsida; Brassicales; Brassicaceae.
AUGGAUUCAGAGGAAGAGAAAACUGGAGAGAUUUACGGAACAUCACAAUCUUCCUCGCUGAUACAAGGUAUUGUUGAGCAAGCUGCCAUAGAUAAACAAGAGGAGAACAGAGGAGAAAUCCAACAGAGAGUAACACAUGAUGAAGAAGAAGAAGAAGAGUACAGAUCUCAACCAGACCCGAUUCCACUCGAUCUAACCUUGGAGAUACUCUCAAGACUUCCUGCAAAAUCUAUUAUGAGGUUUCUCUGCGUAUCAAAGCUCUGGUCUUCCUACACUACACUUCCAAGUUUUAUCAGCUCAUUCGCGAGUCGGCCAUGGCGUCUUGUGCUCACCUUCUUGAAAUAUAAAAAGCGGUUCGUUUUCUCGUUCCCUCAACACGAGAAUACUGACGAGUCUUAUUCUACAGUAUACAGUUAUGAGAUGAAAAACGCAAACUCUUGGAGGCGUAACUGCAGUUAUUAUCCGUCUCAAUCCGUCCCGGGCUUUAAUGUAUAUUGUUUAUUUGAUUUUUCUAGUGAUAUAUUUAGAGAUGCUAGUGACUGUGGUCAUGUUCGUUUGGUGAACUAG